AUGGCGGAGGGACCACAGACGAUAUGGCAGAAGAUCGACAACUCCACCAUUCCCAUGAUAAACCUCGAAGUGCGAGAGGUACGCGAGAUACUAUGGGAGAAAAUAAAGGAGCCAACAUCCCAGAGAAAAAUUAUAUUAGUGAUUGUGUCCAUUGCCCUGUUGCUGGACAAUAUGCUGUACAUGGUCAUAGUGCCGAUCAUACCGGAUUAUUUGCGAUAUAUUGGUGCGUGGGGAGAAGCAGGUAUGGACCACGUGGUCACCUUGCCGCCGAUAAAAGAAGGUAAUACAACUGUAAUACCAACAAUGAUCAUACCAGCGUCUCACGAAGGCCAGGACUCGGCAACUGGCGUCUUGUUUGCGUCUAAAGCAAUAGUACAGCUUAUGGUUAACCCAUUCUCUGGUGCCUUAAUUGACCGUAUAGGCUAUGACGUACCUAUGAUGAUCGGACUCAUUAUUAUGUUUCUGUCCACCUCAAUUUUCGCUUGUGGCCGAAGUUACAGUAUGCUCUUUUUCGCGAGAAGUCUUCAGGGUGUUGGCUCUGCAUUUGCAGAUACAUCAGGCUUGGCCAUGAUUGCCGAUAGAUUCACUGAAGAGAACGAGAGGUCAAAAGCUCUUGGAAUUGCCCUGGCCUUCAUCAGUUUUGGAUGCCUCGUUGCACCUCCAUUUGGCGGUGCUCUUUACCAGUUUGCAGGAAAGGAAGUUCCAUUUUUAAUCCUUGCGCUUAUUUCCUUAAUAGACGGAUUUAUGUUACUUUUGGUAAUGAAGCCGUUGAAAACACAAAUGAAGGAGGCAAAUGAACCUAAACCGAAUGGCACACCCAUUUGGAAACUUUUAAUGGACCCUUAUAUCGCAGUUUGUGCAGGAGCUUUGAUGAUGUCAAAUGUUGCCCUCGCAUUUUUAGAGCCGACGAUUUCUCUCUGGAUGGAAGACAACCUGACAAAGGAAAACUGGAAAAUCGGUAUGAUAUGGCUGCCCGCAUUCUUUCCACACGUUCUUGGAGUCAUCAUAACUGUAAAGAUGGCAAGAAAGUAUCCUCAACAACAAUGGCUUAUGGCUGCCGGUGGUCUUGCCCUAGAAGGUCUAUGUUGUUUCAUUAUACCUUUUGCAAACUCUUACAAGAUGUUGAUGAUACCUAUUUGUGGCAUUUGCUUCGGCAUAGCAUUGAUUGACACUGCCCUGCUGCCCACUCUUGGCUACCUGGUCGACGUGCGAUAUGUGUCUGUAUAUGGCAGCAUUUACGCCAUCGCUGAUAUAUCUUAUUCCUUCGCCUACGCCGUUGGCCCGAUCAUAGCCGGGGAGGUUGUUGAGAUGAUAGGUUUCACGGCGUUAAAUCUUUUUAUCGCGUUCAGCAACUUGCUGUAUGCACCAGUACUCAUGUACCUCCGUCAUAUUUACGACUUUAAGCCGUUCGAAAACGAGGCGAAUAUCCUCAUGUCUGACCCGCCGGACAAAGAAUACCAAACCUACAGUAUGCAAGACCAAAAACCUGUGAAUGGCGAUUUCAAAAACCAUUUGGAGUACUCUAACGUAUCCGGUCAGGUGGACACAGUGCAGGAGUCGAACGUCGAUGUGAGCGCUGGCGCUGAUCAAUACCAAGGUAGCUACCAGAACUACAGCCAAGGGUACGAGCAGCAGCAAGCCUUCCAACAGCCGGAGACUCAUACUCCGGCCAGACAGCUUCCAGCUCAGCCGCAGCCGGCAGCGAGCAACCCCUUCCGCGCUUCGGUAGCACCGGCGCCGGCCUCGACCCCCGCACCGAAAGCCCCCGCCCCAGGCCCCGUGAGGAACCCAUUCCGGCAAGGCUUC
Messenger RNA from Iphiclides podalirius (scarce swallowtail), 1806 nucleotides. The record is from the annotation of a GenBank genome assembly. NCBI's taxonomy places the organism in Eukaryota, Metazoa, Arthropoda, Insecta, Lepidoptera, Papilionidae.